This is a messenger RNA of Musa acuminata subsp. malaccensis (wild Malaysian banana), 1003 nucleotides long. Its product is annotated as small ribosomal subunit protein eS8. NCBI's taxonomy places the organism in Eukaryota, Viridiplantae, Streptophyta, Magnoliopsida, Zingiberales, Musaceae. Gene Ontology annotation, biological process: translation; maturation of SSU-rRNA from tricistronic rRNA transcript (SSU-rRNA, 5.8S rRNA, LSU-rRNA). Gene Ontology annotation, molecular function: structural constituent of ribosome. Gene Ontology annotation, cellular component: ribosome; cytosolic small ribosomal subunit. The record is from RefSeq and is a predicted model, not a curated record.
GGCUAGGGUUUGGGCUGCUGAGAAGAUCUCUGAAACCGAGGAGUGCGGCGGCGGACUUCGGGAGAGAAGAAGAGGGCGCAGUGUUUCUCACCACCGCCGGCCAACAUGGGUAUCUCGCGAGACUCCAUGCACAAGAGGCGGGCCACCGGAGGGAAGAAGAAGGCGUGGCGGAAGAAGAGAAAGUACGAGUUGGGAAGACAGCCUGCCAGUACGAAGCUUUCGAGCAACAAGACCGUGAGGAGGAUUCGAGUUCGAGGAGGCAACGUGAAGUGGAGGGCCCUCCGAUUGGAUCAUGGCAAUUACUCAUGGGGGAGCGAGGCAGUGACUCGCAAAACCCGUAUCCUUGAUGUGGUCUACAAUGCUUCAAACAACGAACUUGUGAGGACACAGACCCUUGUGAAGAGUGCCAUUAUUCAGGUUGAUGCUGCCCCAUUCAAGCAGUGGUACCUUCAGCACUAUGGUGUUGAGAUUGGUAGGAAGAAGAAAGCCCCUUCUGCUAAGAAGGAAGCAACAGAGGAGGGUGAAGCUGCCACAGAGGAAGAAAAGAAAAGUAACCAUGUAACCAGGAAGCUGGAGAAGCGUCAGCAGGGUCGAAAACUGGACCCCCACAUUGAGGAGCAGUUUGGUAGUGGAAGAUUGUUGGCUUCUAUCUCUUCCCGCCCUGGUCAGUGUGGCAGAGCAGAUGGAUACAUAUUGGAAGGAAAAGAGCUGGAAUUCUACAUGAAGAAGAUCCAGAGGAAGAAGGGCAAAGGUGCAGGAGCAGCAGCUUAAGUGACCUCAAUCAUUUCCUUUUAUCAGUUGGUUUGCAUCAGCUUAAUGAAUCUUGGUGGUUUCUUCUUGAAGUCAACGCUUGACUAAUGUUUUGCUCAUUUAAGAUAUCGGACAGCUUUGUUUGUAGGCUACAAGAUAUUUGAACAUUUUGCAUUAUGUUAUGUCCCCAAAUGGUCAAUUUUUCUACCUAGAUCUAUCAUUAAAUAAGAAAUUCCUUGAUUAAAACAGUCAA